GAAUUAUCGAUUUUAUUUUACAUUACCGGAAGCAACGCCGGUAAAAUGUAAACAAAGCAUUUCUUAGAAGAUUUAUGUUUUGCUGUGCACGUGAACUGUCUUAAUUAGGGCAGCAUGAAGAGGGCAAGGGUAUCAAACUUGGCAAACGCGGAGUAUUUGAGCCCGGAUGACAUACGCUACUCUCAGGAUACCAUCUCUGCUACGUUCUCUAAUGGGAAGCCAAUAGGAAAAACCCUAGAUGCCCUUGUCAGGAUGGAAACAUUUGUUCCAGAAAUACCACCCAUUUGCGUAGCCAAAGAAAAUGGAACGUUUUAUACAAGGAAUAAUCGCCGGCUCUGGGUUUACAAACAGCUAGCUUCAAUGAACCGAUGUCAUUUCAUCCCUUGUUUCAAAGCACCUUACGUCCCUAGAGGACAGUUCACUACAGUGAUAGGAGGACAUGAGAUAAUCGUGCGUGGUGAUCCCCAGAGUGAGACCUUAGAAGAGUUUAAUACCCAUAAACGAAGGGAAAUGCUUAAGAGAAUCCGCAGCAGACAGAUUUCAGACCAUACACCACGUGGUCAUUUUACCCCAAGGUUUGAAUUCAUGCGUGAUCAGAAAAGGCGAAAAGUGACGGCAAGGAGAAAGCUAAAGCAUAAAUCUGAAGACAAAAAGGAAAAGGGAACGUUAAAAGAGCAAAAUAACGAAGUUAAUGACAUUAUAAAACCAAGCAAUAAACAAGAUGAUACCGAUGAGAUUCAACCUGCAAAAGCUCGGAAGAUAAAGGAUGAUGAUAAGUCUUCUCGGGAUAGGGAAUCGGAUGAAAAAACACAAUGCAAUAAAGAAAACGACAUACCUCUAAAACACACGACAAAUACUACAGAUAAAAAAGCUGUAGCCAAGGAAUUUGACUCUAAAAAACAUUUAUCUGCGAAGGUGGAAACAAACUUUACAGUGUGCAAAGAUUUAGAAAAUAAGGAAGGUAGGGAUAAUGUAGUAAUUGAUCUUACUGAUGAUGACGACCAGGAUAAUGCUUGUACAAUAGAUGUUAAAUUGCAUGAUAAGGAUAAGGAAAAUACAAAAUGUAGUAGUGAUUUGUUCAAAUUUUCGGCCAAAAGCAAUGCAAGUUCUUUGCCUGUCAGAAUAUCAGCUAACUUUAAGUCUCACAAAAUCAAAAAAGAAAGAGGCCGCAGCUAUGCCAGUGGGUCCCGGAACAGACCAAGACAGUUACAGCAAUGUAGGGAAGUUGGUAGGGGAAAUCCUUCUGCACAUUAUACUGCCCCACAAUUUUCUAACAACCAAAUUUCAAAUUAUCACUCAAAUAAAUUUGAUCAGCCACAGCAAGUUAAUAUCAUUCCGGCACGGCAUGAUUCGCAACGCGAAUACUUGCAAAAUUACGAUCAAAAUCGCUUUAAUAGACCUGAAUACACCCUAUCUGACAGGUAUUUAGUGGUACCAUACCAACCACUCGCUGUACCUGUAAUCUACGGCCAAAAUCAAAAACCUGUAAUUUACGGCCAGAAUCAAAAUCCUGUAAUUUACGGCCAGAAUCAAAAUGUAAGUGCCUCGCACGAUUUCCAAAUGUUUGGUGAUUAUAGACAUUGACCAAAACUUUGCAGUGUUGUUCUUUCUAAAUGACAUCAUGAUUUCACACUUUUACAAACGUAGCAGGCUGGCAAAACAGUCAAAAUGCCUUAUAUAAGUUCCACUUUGUUGUAUUACAUAUAUUAUAUACGCUUACCACAGAUAAAUACGGAUUCGUUAAAGGAACCCCAUCACGAUCGCACGAAAUGAAGACCCUAAAACGUUUCCGUAGAUGUACACUUUCUGAAAUAUUCUACAUCUCAUUCUGUAAUGUUUCUGUUUUGGGGAGACAAAUUAAAUGUGUUUUACAUUAAGAACAAUCAAUUUAAGGUUGAAAAAAUUAGAACAGAAAAUCAGAAAUAUUUAGUUUUAUCUCUUUCAUCUAUGUUAACAUUUUCUCAUAUCUAGAGUCCAUUUUGAGCUUCCAUAGUUUCGGAAAAAAAGUUUAUACAAAUUAUAAGACUCUUCUAUCAAAGGAAAAUUUCUUUGAAAUACAUCUUUCGGGAUAAGUAUUCUUUAUUGAUAUUAUAAUCACAUAUUUUAAAUUGGUAAAUUCAGUUAAAUAACAAGAUGCUUUUGCAUUUAUUUUUCAACGUUUGAACAGGAUUUCGUAUGGUGGGUUUGGAUUUUGAAUCUCCGUCAGGGGCAAGCCGUUGUUUCUUUACACUCUUGUGAUUGAUUGUACUGUUUGUAUCCCGGAACGGAUUUAGGAAUAUUCUAUUCUACACAACCAAACUAAAAUAAACUAUAAAACUAAGAAUGAUUUUGAUUUAAUACUGCUUAUGUUGACGUUUCAGUAAGACUGUUUUAAGAUCCAAGGGACAUGCACAUAGUUUAAGAGGUGUAACAUUUAAAAGGGAUAAGGUAUUGAUUGGUGGAUUCUCAAAUAAAGGCUCGGUUGUUGUUUUACAUUAAUUUGUGACCUUUACCAUUACCUGGCAUAGCUGCGCUAUAAUAUAACUGCAAUGUUUUUUUUUUCUUGUUAAUCUUUCAAACAAUUCCAAUAAAAUAUUUGUGUCCGUCUGUCUGUA
This is a messenger RNA of Ruditapes philippinarum (Manila clam), 2594 nucleotides long. RefSeq lists its product as uncharacterized. Lineage: Eukaryota; Metazoa; Mollusca; Bivalvia; Venerida; Veneridae. The transcript is spliced from 3 exons. Bases 115 to 1584 code for a protein of 489 amino acids. The record is from RefSeq and is a predicted model, not a curated record.